Molecule: messenger RNA, 739 nt
Organism: Baudoinia panamericana UAMH 10762
Lineage: Eukaryota; Fungi; Ascomycota; Dothideomycetes; Mycosphaerellales; Teratosphaeriaceae
Exons: 3
Coding region: 1-429 (142 amino acids)
Source: RefSeq, a predicted model, not a curated record
AUGACACUGGGACACUCGACGAUGACGACCCUGCUAGCACACGCAAUUAUGUCACUCCACCAAUCUCGACGCGCUCAUAGUUUCCUGUACGCAGGUUUCCCGGCACGGCAGAUCAGGCUGAAGCAUCCGAGCGCAAGCUCUGCCGAAGCAGACUGUGGUACAAAUGGACCACAUGUGCAGCCAGUGGAUCUUGGGCAAUGUUGCGACCCUGCAGAAGGUGUUCAGCAGAGUCCUAAUGGCAUAGGAGCGUUGCCGCCGACCGCAAGUUCCAAUGCAGCUAAUCAGCACAAGGAAGUUAAGAUGGAGGACAAUGAUACUGCUGACUCGACCAUUGAGCAGGUAAGGCUUGUCGACCACCCCAGUUUCGACCAGCUCCCGGGACGCGUGGCUUUUGUGGAGGGUGAGUUACAGACCGCGAGGUUGAUCUGAUACGAGGUCAGAAACGCCAUGUGGGUAGUCUUGGUGAAGUGUCCGGGUGGGCUUCUUGGAUACUGAACGCCACUCGCUUGACGCUUGUAUCACAAUCUGCAGCUACAAGAGUCUGCACCCGCCAACGUUGCAUUCGUUGCUCUACACACCAUACAAGACUUUUCUAGCAUAUUUUACAUACCUGCAUCAAGCCAUCCAACAUAGCGCAUUUCAAGCAUGGCAGUUGGCCAAUGACCCACAUCCCCAGCCAUCGCACGUGACAAGAGUUCGUUCAAUAUCCACCGCACACACUCCAUCGUAUCUCCACCAC